This is a messenger RNA of Lotus japonicus, 950 nucleotides long. RefSeq lists its product as uncharacterized. The record is from RefSeq and is a predicted model, not a curated record. Gene Ontology annotation, cellular component: mitochondrion. The coding region runs from base 196 to 774 and encodes 192 amino acids. Lineage: Eukaryota; Viridiplantae; Streptophyta; Magnoliopsida; Fabales; Fabaceae. The transcript has 3 exons.
AAUAAAAAGCUGGGGUUGGAUAUUUUGUUCUAUCAUCAUCAUCUUCAACUAUCUUCUUUCUUUCUUUGCUGGCUUAAGUGAGCUCACACAAACUUUCUGUGACCGUGAGAUUUUCCAUUUUUCAUGCUUUUAAUUCUGCUCAUCAAACAACACAUGCUUUGAGUUUCGGGUACAAGGUUCUCUGAGGGGCCAACUAUGUCGACAUUUCUUCUUCUCCCAUCACCUUCUUGUGCUUCUUUACUGAGCAAGGAGAGUGCCACAGUUUCCAAUCUUGCUUCAAUUCACUCACACAAACCCCUUGUAAAGGGCUUCAGAGUUAGAGCUCUUAGAGAGAAAACAGAGGAAAUCAAAAGCCCUUCUUCUCAGACAUCAUCUUCAGCUGAGGAAGUUACAAAGAAGUAUGGCCUUGAAGCUGGUCUAUGGAAGAUUUUCAGCUCAAAGGAGGAAGAAAAUGGUAAUUCUGGAGAGAAAUCGAAGGGUGAUCAAGCCAAGGAGCUGCUAGCAAAAUAUGGAGGAGCAUACCUAGCCACCUCCAUUACUCUAUCAUUGAUCUCUUUCACUCUUUGUUAUGCAUUAAUCAAUGCUGGAGUUGAUGUCCAAUCUUUACUGCAGAAGGUAGGGAUCUCACCUAAUGAGGCUGGAGAAAAGGUUGGCACCUUUGCUUUGGCAUAUGCUGCGCAUAAAGCUGCAUCUCCAAUUAGGUUUCCUCCCACAGUAGCCCUGACCCCUAUUGUCGCCAAUUGGAUCGGAAAGAAAGUUGAAAAAGAAAAGUAGCUUGUAGUGGUAUUUGAAUACCAAACAGUGCUUCAUUGCUUUACAUAAUAUGUUCAUUUCUAUUGCCACAUGAACCUUUUAAUUUGCACACUUACAGGCAUGUACAUCCCUGGUAUUGGCAAUGAUAGUUAUGAUUAUGGUUGAUGAUAAUUGAUAAACAAUCAUUUGAGCAAAAA